CCUGCACGGAGCUGCAGUAUAUGAGGGUCUCCUGGGUCUGGCUUCACUGCAGUGUAGACGAGGGCAGGACGGCUGCUUCAGUACGAUGCGCUGAAGGAUGGUGCACCAGGAGAAACGCAUUUACCAGGCCCAGCGGAAUGAGAGAGAGUCCAUCAGGCAGAAACUCGCUCUGGGCAGUUUCUAUGACGACGAGCCCGUCAUCUAUACCAGCUGCAGCAAGACCGGCCCGCCCUCCCGGCUGCAGAGCGGGGUGAACCUGCAGGUCUGCUUCGUGAACGACAGCAGCAGUGACAAAGACAGCGAUGCCGAGGACAGCCGGACCGAGACCAGCCUGGACACGCCGCUGUCUCCCGUGAGCAAGCAGAGCUCGUCGCUGUCGGACCGAGACACGGCGGAGGAGGACUCGGAUCCGCUGGAUGACUGCGGGGGGUUCUGGCGGGUGCAGCGCAGGCUGCAGGAGGAGGCCCGGGUGGCGCUGGCCCUGGCUCGACCCAUGGCCCGCAUGCAAGUGGAGGUGGAGCGGCAAAUCCAGCUGCACAGACGGUCCCCCGUGGCCGACCUGCUCCCCCAUCUGCCGCACAUCAGCGAGGGCCUGAUGAAGAGGAACCUGAGGCGAGGAGACAUGAGCGACAUGAGCCUGGGACAGCUGCAGGUCAUCACCAAUGAUUUACACUCACAGAUUCAGAGUUUGAAUGAGGAGCUGGUGCAGCUGCUGCUGAUGAGGGACGAGCUGCAUGUGGAGCAGGAUGCGAUGCUGGUGGACAUCGAGGACCUCACCAGACAUGCACACAUCCACCAGCGGCACCACUCGGAGAAAACUCUCUCUAAAUAAAGCGUCCUGUGUGCACACCUGUGUCCGUCCAAGGCUUUUCACCUCCACUCUGCAUGACCAAUCAUGCCGUGUUUUGUAGUAUUACAGGGAUCCUCUCCACCUCAUUCC
Messenger RNA from Salarias fasciatus (jewelled blenny), 940 nucleotides. Its product is annotated as schwannomin-interacting protein 1-like. The transcript is spliced from 7 exons. Lineage: Eukaryota; Metazoa; Chordata; Actinopteri; Blenniiformes; Blenniidae. Gene Ontology annotation, cellular component: plasma membrane; cell junction. Bases 98 to 832 code for a protein of 244 amino acids. The record is from RefSeq and is a predicted model, not a curated record. Gene Ontology annotation, biological process: positive regulation of hippo signaling.